UACGACAUCAACUGUCAAUACAACAAGUAUCUUCGCACUCAGGUCAAUCAAGGUCCAUUCUUGACAAUGGUUCUGGAGCUGACCAUAGUUCCCGGAAUUGGGCUUUGGCAUAUCCAUGGACAUCAGGACAGCUGCUAUGUGAGAUAUGUGUUGAACUUCAUUGAAGGCAUAGGUCGCAUCGAUGGAGAGAUCAUGGAGACCCUGUGGGCCCCCCUCAAC
Messenger RNA from Suillus paluster, 219 nucleotides. RefSeq lists its product as uncharacterized. The transcript has a single exon. The annotation marks the transcript as partial. NCBI's taxonomy places the organism in Eukaryota, Fungi, Basidiomycota, Agaricomycetes, Boletales, Suillaceae. The record is from RefSeq and is a predicted model, not a curated record.